Messenger RNA from Alosa sapidissima (American shad), 1867 nucleotides. RefSeq names its product L-amino-acid oxidase-like. The transcript has 9 exons. Gene Ontology annotation, biological process: amino acid catabolic process. The record is from RefSeq and is a predicted model, not a curated record. Bases 16 to 1704 code for a protein of 562 amino acids. Lineage: Eukaryota; Metazoa; Chordata; Actinopteri; Clupeiformes; Clupeidae. Gene Ontology annotation, molecular function: L-amino-acid oxidase activity; polyamine oxidase activity.
AAGCCAUGUGAGUGGAUGACUGGGCCCACUGAGAGCCCAUGUAAUAAUUUAAGUCCAGUGCAUUUCCCGGAUCUGGUCCUCUACGAUCUAAAAAUGCAAAGAAGAAACAAAGACAAACUUGCCCAAAUGGAGCCUGGUGCUGUGAAAUGGACACUAUUUGUGGUCAGCAUGUUCCUGCUUCCCAUGAGCCACAGCCACUCUGCUGCCAUCAGCCUCAAACAACAUUUGGAGGAUUGUCUGAAUGAUACUGACUAUAAAGAACUAUUUCAGACCAUGAAGAACGGCCUUUCGCCCACACCCACACCUCGUCAUGUUGCCAUCGUUGGAGCCGGCAUGGCUGGCCUGACAGCCGCCAAAUUACUUAAAGAUGCAGGACAUACGGUAACCAUAUUAGAGGCCAGUGGGAGAGUUGGAGGACGGGUGGAGACCUACAGGAAUGAUGAAGAGGGCUGGUAUGCUGAUCUGGGGGCCAUGAGGAUACCAAACUUUCACAAUAUCGUCCUCUGGCUUGCAGCUUACCUGAACCUCACGCUGAAUGAAUUUGUCAUGGAUGACGACGAAACCUAUUACCUGGUGAAUGGAGGACCACGACAGAAGACACAUGCCGUAAAAGACAACCCAAACAUCCUGAAUUACGACGUGUCACCAGAAGAGAGGAAUAAAUCCGCUGACGACCUGCUACAGCAGGCGUUACAGAAGGUGAGAGAUGAGGUGGUGAAAAAUGGCUGUAGAGCUGCACUGGAAAAAUUUGACCGCUAUUCUGUGAAGGGGUACCUGGAAGAAGAGACUGGACUAAGUUUUGAGGCCAUUAGGAUGAUUGGAGACCUGCUCAAUGAGCAGAGCCUUAUGUACACAGCACUGAGUGAGAUGAUCUUUGAGCAGUCCAACAUCGGAGACGACAUCAAGUACUAUGAAGUGACAGGUGGGACGGACCUGCUUCCCAUCUCUUUGGCAAAAGAUAUUCGGGUCCCCAUUUCCCUGAACGCCAAGGUCAAACGUAUCAGCCAGUCAGAAGACGGGGUCAUUGUCUCAUUUCAGAACGAUAAGCAGCCUGACCUUCAUGCCGACUUUGCCCUUGUCACAACCACAGCCAAAGCAGCCCUUUUCAUGGCCUUCGAUCCACCUCUGUCCAUCCCAAAGAUGGAGGCCCUGAGGUCAGUCCACUAUGACAGCGCAACUAAAAUCUUCCUCACCUUCAGCGAGAAGUUCUGGGAGAAGGAUGGCAUCCGUGGAGGAAAGAGCAUCACAGACCGACCCUCUCGUUACAUCUACUACCCCAGCCACAGUUUCCCAGGAAACGACAAGAUCGGCGUCCUCCUGGCUUCCUACACCUGGUCUGAUGAGUCUCUCCUCUUCCUGGGCGCGAGCGACGAGGACCUCAAAGAGCUGACCCUUAGAGAUUUGGCGCUGAUCCACAACACCACCGACGUCAGGUCUCUCUGCACCGGCGUGGUGGUGAAACGCUGGAGUGCAGAUCCUUACAGCUUGGGCGCCUAUGCCAUGUUCACGCCGUACCAACACCUGGAGUAUGGCAGGGACCUCUUUCAGAGCGAAGGCAAGGUGCACUUCGCCGGGGAGCACACGGCUUUCCCUCACGGCUGGAUGGAGGCAGCAAUGAAAUCGGCAAUCAGGGUGGCGAAGAACAUCAACCAAGUGGCAAAGGAAGACAAGUUAGUUGGACAUGCAGUCCGAGACGAGUUUUAGAGUAUUUAGUUGAGCUGUUAAUCCUUUUCUUUCUUCAAACUUUUUUGUGGUCUCACAGAGCUCUCUAUAAAAGAGUAGUAGUAGCCUACUUUCCAAAUUAAUUAUCCGUUUUUGCUUUGGCUAACUGUAGGAAAUAUGUCAAGCACAUUCUGUUUUCUUAUGU